CCAGAAAUACUCAGAUAACAAUCGAAUUCCCAAAUCCCCAGUGGACUCAAAUCUCCUGCAGCGCCUUGGUCCGUGAGCAAUGUCGUCGAUAUACGUGUUGGAGCCGCCGACGAAGGGGAAGGUGGUGCUGCAAACGACGCACGGGCCGCUGGACGUGGAGCUCUGGCCCAAAGAGGCCCCGAAGGCUGUCAGGAACUUCGUCCAGCUCUGCCUCGAAGGAUACUACGACAACACCAUCUUCCAUCGCAUCAUCAAAGGCUUUCUGGUUCAGGGUGGCGACCCCACCGGCACCGGCACAGGGGGUGAGAGUAUUUACGGUGGUGUGUUUCCUGAUGAGUUUCAUUCGCGUUUGAGAUUCAAGCAUAGGGGUUUAGUUGCUUGUGCAAAUGCCGGUACACCCAAUUCGAAUGGGAGCCAGUUUUUCAUGAACUUGGAUCGGAGUGAUUGGCUUGACAAGAAGCAUACCAUCUUCGGAAAGGUGACUGGGGAUUCAAUCUAUAAUCUUGUGCGGUUGGGUGAACUCGAAACUGACAAGGAGGAUAGGCCUUUGGAUCCACCCCCAAGGAUACUAUCAGUAGAGGUGUUAUGGAAUCCCUUUGAUGAUAUUGUUCCAAGGGUACGUGCAAAGCCUUCGAAGGAAUCCAUAAAUGAUACUGACAACAAAGACACAAAGAAGAAAGCUGUAAAAAAGCUGAACUUGCUUUCAUUUGGAGAAGAAGCUGAAGAAGAGGAGAGAGAGUUGGCAGCUGUAAAGACCAAAAUCAAGAGCAGCCACGAUGUAUUGGAUGAUCCUCGUCUUCUGAAGGACGAAGUUCCAUUUAAUGAAUCGAACAUUGAUACCAAAACAAGGCAUGUACAGUUAUCUGUCAGAGAAGCUCUAAGCUCCAAGAAAGAAGAGCCCAAGAAAGACUCAGAGUCCAAAUUUUAUAAUACCCUUGAUCAUAGCGAUGAUGAUGAUGAUGAUGAUGAGGCCAACUUUGAUGCAAGAAUGCGCCAGCAAAUACUCAAGAAACGAACGGAUUUGGGAGAUCUCCCACCAAAGCCAAAGCUGAAAAAUGGGAGAUCUAGCCCAAAGCGGCAUGAAAUACCUACAUCAAGGUCCAAUGUGGAAAGCAUUGAUGAUGAUCAACAAAAGCUGGAUAAGCUGUCCUUGAAGAAAAAAGGGAUAGGAUCCGAGGCAAGAGCUGAGCGCAUGGCAAAUGCUGAUGCAGACUUACAGUUGCUGGGUGAAGCUGAAAGAGGAAGACAAUUGCAGAAACAGAGGAAGCGUAGAAAUCAAGGACGAGAAGAUGAAGUUCUCGCAAAACUUGAGAAGUUUAAGAAGGGAAUAUUUGAAAAGGGCACAGCCCCAGGUAUUGAAUCUGGAGGUGGCAAAGAUGAAGACUUAUCCAAUUGGAAAUCAGUUCCAUUAAAAUUUGCUCCUGAGAAAGGAAAGGAUCACAUGUCUCGCAGUGAGGACCUAAAUGACUACGUCGUGCAUGACCCUCUUUUGGAGAAGGGAAAAGAGAAGUUUAACCGAUUGCAAGCCAAGCAAAAGCGACGAGAGCUAGAAUGGGCUGGCAAAUCCCUUACUUGAUCUCAUCUAUGCCAUGCCCUAAUAUUUGAGACCAAAUCGAAGCUAUGAGAAUUCAUCCCGUUGUCUUUGCUACGCUGCAUGCCAGCUUAAAUCUUGAGCUACAUUGUUCGACAGCAGUUCAUCUCACACCUGUAUGGGUCAUCUGACCUACCAGGGCAGCCGAAGGCAUGAUUCUGCAUAUGUAUUCCUCUGUAUCGUAGCUGGUGCUUUCGCUGCCGUCACCUACUGUAAUCUUUUCUGCUCAACAUUAGGUUAGGCGGUUUUGAUGUAUUUCUGUUUGUAUAUACCUCAAACAAGUCUUAAAUUCUUAACGAGGCAGUUCUAUGAAAAUCAAAUGCACAAGUUUCUUGUUAA
Pyrus x bretschneideri (Chinese white pear) is the source of this 1930-nucleotide messenger RNA. RefSeq names its product peptidyl-prolyl cis-trans isomerase CYP57. The transcript has 10 exons. Gene Ontology annotation, biological process: protein folding; protein peptidyl-prolyl isomerization. Lineage: Eukaryota; Viridiplantae; Streptophyta; Magnoliopsida; Rosales; Rosaceae. Gene Ontology annotation, molecular function: peptidyl-prolyl cis-trans isomerase activity. Gene Ontology annotation, cellular component: catalytic step 2 spliceosome. The record is from RefSeq and is a predicted model, not a curated record. Bases 80 to 1576 code for a protein of 498 amino acids.